This is a messenger RNA of Coregonus sp. 'balchen', 720 nucleotides long. The record is from the annotation of a GenBank genome assembly. NCBI's taxonomy places the organism in Eukaryota, Metazoa, Chordata, Actinopteri, Salmoniformes, Salmonidae.
AUGUCCGGACACGUCCCGAAGAGAGGUCUUGGGGACUUCCCCAGCCUGGGUGCCGAAGCUAUUAUGAGUGCUGUGCGUUUCACGGCCAAACAGGUCCUAGAACAUAUAUUUGCCAAUGACUCUGACUGCGACGAGGAAGCGGAGGAGGAAGCGUCCGAAGAAGAAGACGGGGAGGAAUAUAACCCAGAGGACGAGGAGACCACCGAGGACGACGAGGACGACGACUACGACGCCGCCGCCGCCGCUGACGAGGACGACGAGGACGACGCCCAAGUAGAAGAAGGCCAAGGCGUAGAAGACGAACGAGACGAUGACGACGACGACAACGAUGAUGACGACGACGACGACCAAGAAGAAGAAAAAGGAAAAGAAGAACAAGGGGAAGGUGAAGGUGAAGGAGAGCGAGGAGACCGCCGCCGCCGCCGCCGCCGCCUCAGCCCCCGACCACAACACGAUAUCCCUCGAGUGGAAAGAGAGACAUUCGUGUCGAGAAACGGCCAAAUCCAAGGGUGCUCGGUGCCUUGUGACAACAAUCGGGGCGUCGGAGGGGCCGCCGCAGCGGCAAAAAGUAACAGGCCGGUUGCUGAGGUGCCGGAGGACAUGAGGCCCGGGCCUACUAGGCAGGCCGUAGGCCAAGCCCGCGACAUCCUCUCCACGUUCCGCCUGUUUUUCACACCGGAGAUAGAAGACAUCAACCUGGAGAUGACCAAUCUGGAGGGC